AUGGACCAGCCAGACGAGGUAGUCGCCAGCUCGGCCCAUGCCGCGAAAGACGACCGUCCCUUUGACGCUGUGUCGGUCGGCACGUGCUACUCACAGACAGCAAACGACCGGUUUGGCCGCGGUGCGAGCGACGUGAUUCGGGAGCGGGAUGAACAGGAACAAUCCGAUGAUGCUUCGCUUGCCCCGCUGCCGCCCAACUGGUUUACUUUCGAGCCCGACGUAACAGCCGGCGCUGUGGGAGACUUGUACGCUCGUGUCCCGACGAUGCAGCACUAUCGGAACAACCUCACUGCCCUUUCACACUUGUACAACCUUUACUUUGUUGCGUACCAGGGCCAAAUCUUUGUCUACGUGCCCCGGGGCAUACCCAAACAGACCAUCCCCCGCGACCCAGGGAUCAAGCUUGUGCCGCCACAGAGCCCGCUUGGCAGCUUGGUCGGCGGCUACCAAGACCCUGCCGACCCCCAUACCAUGAACCACAUGAUUGUCGGUAUGCUCGGCAGGGAGGAGAUUGUUGUCGCCAGCUAUGACGAUGGGGACAUUAUCGCCUACUACACAAAGGAUAUUGCCGACUGCGUCCUCGACCGCCCUCAGAAGCAAAACCCCCCGGCGCCAUUCUUCCACGAGAACGUUGGCAAGUCGGCCUGGGGGCUCGCUGUCCACCAGGAAUCUCGCCUCAUCGCAGCCAGCUCCAACAAGUGCGAGGUCACUGUCUUUGCGCCCGCCCUUGCUGCAUCUCGGAAACGGGCCAACGAGGGCGCCGACAGGUGCUCCAAGUGCAAGGCCAGCAACCCAUGCGACAUGAUCGAGUCUCACGUCCGCCAACGCGCGCGGAACUGGCGGAUUGUGGUGAGGCUGGGCAGGAUGGCAGAUAAUAUUCCAAACAUUGCCUUUGUCGAUGACAAGAAGGGCUUUGCCGAACUCAUUUGCGCCAUGGAUAUCAAGGGCGGCGUCUGGUUGGCUCACAUCUGGAAGCCGAACCAGGCCGCUUUGCGUCUGGCUCCCGCUCCCAGCAUGACGUCUCGGAGGUCCGAGGCCUGGCCGUCUCCUUCUAGAGGCUGGGGAGUUUUGCCGCUCACUACAGCCGAAUUUCUCAGAGUUGAGUCGUUUGAGCAACUGCUUGGCAUCACUGCCUCGCAGGCGAUCGAGGCACCACAGGUGGCCUUGAAUAUCGAGAGAUGCCUAGAAUGCGUGCCGGAUAACCCUUGCGUACCCAUCCCGUCCCAGCCAGCCGGCCCCGUGCCCACUCAUCCCGUGUUCCCCGACCCCAUCCCGCUACCAGCAUUCAUGGUGCCAGGUGCCGUGCCGGUGGCCCUAGCGCCCGAGCCGCAGCAAGCAGAACUAAGCAGCUCGGAAGAGUCGGGGGCCGAGGCCAGCAGCGAAGUGGGAGAAGGUACCGUUAAUACCAUAGGCAAUGACGGAGCCGGCAACGACAACGACGGCAACAACAGCUCGGGUUCGGGAAACCUCGACGAAGAAGAGGACGAAGACGAGGACGAGGACGAGGAUGAGGUCGAAUAUGACUCCGCAGACGAGGUCAACCCGCUUCCAUGGGACCUCUCGCUGGGGAGCGAUGAUGUCUUGUAUUUUGGCACGGCAAAUGUGGCUCCAGGGUCAGUGCCCGGCAGCGGUGGCCUGGGGACCUCGUUGAUGGCACUCCUCGGAUCGCCUGAUGGCGCCAACAUGCUCCUCCCAAGCUUUCAUAAGACGAUGCUUGGACAUCACACGAGCCACGGAAGCGCUUCAGGGGUGUCUGCCAGACGCAGAACCAAGACGGAGUGGGAGGGCGAGGAGCAAUCGUCGACCUUGAGCCUCGACAUGGUGUACUUUCCGCACACCGGCGAGGCAUACGCGGCGCCCGCGGACCACAGGGGCCUCAUGCAGCUUUUUGCGCGCGUCGACCCGAGGAACGAGAAUAGGGAGGGGGCUGAGACGCUCAGGCGGUCGUUUGGCAAGCGACAUCGCCUCCUCCGCCUUCACGAGAAGGAAGUGGAGCUGCGCAACGUAGCGCAUUGGGCGGGCCAGAAGCGGCCGCGGUGCGAGCUCGCGGUCUUCUGCCCUGAGACACUCAGCACCGGUCCAAUAUCGCCUAGGACGGCUAGAACCAUGUUCCACGCGACGAACAGGCUCAGCAUGGUGGCGCACUUGCGGGAGCUGUCGCUGGUGGUUGUGGCAUCGCCGGUGGGACGGGUGCUGCUCCUCACGCCGACAAAGCUGAAGCGUCCGGAGCAAUGGCGGUCUGGGGAGCUACGGCACGGAUUCCGGGUGGAGUGGGUGCUCCCGCGCAAGUCGGACGAGAAGGUGCACCGGAAGACGAUGCGGCCACUGCACGGCAUGGCGGUAGGCCCUGUGCCGGGCUCCGGCGCCGAGGGCAAGUCUGGCGAUGGCAGCGAGAGCCAGAUGCGCGGCCCGCACCGUCGGUACCGGCUGAUGCUCCACUACCGCAACCACGACAUCUUGACGUACGAGAUUAGCCGCGAGGAGCAGACGGGCAGGCUGUGCAUAAUCUGA
Messenger RNA from Purpureocillium lilacinum, 2511 nucleotides. RefSeq lists its product as uncharacterized. Lineage: Eukaryota; Fungi; Ascomycota; Sordariomycetes; Hypocreales; Ophiocordycipitaceae. The record is from RefSeq and is a predicted model, not a curated record.